Messenger RNA from Prosopis cineraria, 609 nucleotides. RefSeq lists its product as uncharacterized. Gene Ontology annotation, molecular function: nucleic acid binding. The record is from RefSeq and is a predicted model, not a curated record. The transcript has a single exon. The coding region runs from base 1 to 609 and encodes 202 amino acids. Lineage: Eukaryota; Viridiplantae; Streptophyta; Magnoliopsida; Fabales; Fabaceae.
AUGCACAACAUAAUCCAUAUUGAUGCAAAAUGGUUUUACAUGAUAAAGAAAUCCCAGACCUACUACUUGGCAAUAGGGGAAGAGCCACCAUAUCGAACAUGCAAAAACAAGAAUGAUGUUAGUAAGGUUAUGUUCCUAGUUACUGUGGCUAGGCCUAGAUUUGAUACACAAGGAAAUGAAAUUUUUUUUGAGAAGAUUGGGUUGUUUUCAUUUGUUACAAAAGAGGCAGCAAGGAGAAGGAGUGCAAACAGGGGCAGAGGCACAAUGGAAACAAAACCAAUCACGUCAAUUACAAAAGAAGUGAUGAAAUCUUUCUUAAUUAACAAGAUGUUACCAGAAAUCAAAGCCAAAUGGCCAACAAGCCAUGCAAGUGAAACCAUUUAUGUUCAACAAGAUAAUGCUCCUUGUCACAUUCAUGAUAGUGAUGUGGACUUUCAUAUGGCAGCAAGUAAUGAUGGGUUUGAUAUUCGCUUGAUUUCCCAACCCCCAAAUUCCCCUGAUUUGAACAUUUUAGAUCUUGGUUAUUUUAAGGCAAUUCAAGUAUUACAACACCAUGAAGCACCUAAAACUAUAGAUGACCUUGUCAAGCUUGUAGAGAAGUCAUUUUAA